Messenger RNA from Drosophila sechellia, 3768 nucleotides. RefSeq names its product organic cation transporter protein. Bases 457 to 2268 code for a protein of 603 amino acids. The record is from RefSeq and is a predicted model, not a curated record. NCBI's taxonomy places the organism in Eukaryota, Metazoa, Arthropoda, Insecta, Diptera, Drosophilidae. Gene Ontology annotation, biological process: transmembrane transport. The transcript is spliced from 7 exons. Gene Ontology annotation, molecular function: transmembrane transporter activity. Gene Ontology annotation, cellular component: membrane.
UCACACGUCGCGCCAAGAGGCAAUAGCAAUCCCGUAGUGCCUGGAUCAUCCCGACUUUUAUCGGGGAUCCCAUUGAGCCAUUGUUGUGGAACUACUUGGACAGUAGUAAUGCCACCGAAUGCCAACACGUCUGGCCAAUUUCGGUUAAUUGGAACGUGAUUUAUGUGGGGCAACGGAGUGAAUAGCUCCUAUUCCGAGCGCCCUAGCUGCCCAUGCCCAGCUGGCCAGUCAGUCAACAGCGGAACCCAGCCAAUGCCGGCUUGAUAAGUGCCGCACGAGCGUGAUAAGAGCGGAAAGAAGGCGCCAAGUCGUAAAGCGAGUGUGUGCAGAAACCGAACUAGAAAUAGAAUUCGAAAUCAAAACUGGCCUUGCCAAUUCGCGUAUCUCGAUAAUUAGUAUAUGAUCAUUAAUCAAGGGGCAAUAUUAGAAGUAUAAACAAAACGACGGGCAAAAACGAUGGCCAAACGCAAGAGCUUAACCCACGACAGCCCGUCAAUGGAACUGGAGCUGCCGCUGCUGGCGCCGCAGGAACGGAGUCAGCGGAGCAGGAGCGGGACAAUUCCUUUGUGCAUCAUGCACGACUCCGCCAAACAAUCCCCCACCACCAGCCCCACCAUCCCGCCCAAACAGCAGGCAGCGACGCCCCAGUCGCCAGCAGCGGCGGUGAGCGGACUGGAUCCGGCGGACGAUGAGGACGAGACCGACGUGAUCGGCGACCUGAUGGGUCACUACGGCAAGUGGCAGUUGCUGAUGACGGUGCUGCUGUCGCUCUUCCAGGUGCCCAACACCUUCCACAUAUCCUCGUCCAUUUACCAGGCGGCCAACAAGGACUUUUGGUGCCAGCGCCCAGCGCAAUUCCAGCACAUGCCAGUGGCCACCUGGCGGAACUUAAGUGGCUCCGUCGACAACUGCCGGCGAUGGGAGGGCAUCGAUUGGAGUCAAGUGAGCAAUGAAACCACGCUGCCAUCAGACUGGAAGACACCAGCGGAGAUGGACAAAAAGUUGGUGGCCUGCGAGAAAUGGGAGUACGAGACCAACGACAAUGUCGGUAACACCUGGACAUCGCAGUGGGAUCUGGUCUGCGAGAAGGAGCACCUAAAGAACGUUGCCGAGAUGUUCUUUCUGCUGGGUGUGGCAACAGGUGGCAUUAUCUCCGGCUAUUUAUCGGACAAGUUUGGCCGCAAGACAAUGCUCUUCAUAUCGGCCGUGCUGCAGACCAUAUUCGGUCUCUGGCUCUAUAUAUGCAGCUCCUUUGAGCUUUAUCUCACACUUCGCGCUCUGCUUGGUCUGGUAUCGGUAUCGGUCACCUACUCCGGUCUGAUCCUAGCCAUUGAGUAUGUGGAUGGCAAGUGGAGAACCAUCGCCGGAAUGUACAACCUGUUUCCACUGCCAAUCUCCUACAUGAUCAUCUCGGGCCUGGCCUAUCUGACCCAGGAUUAUCAACGCCUACAGCUGUGCAUCGGCAUUCCGGGGAUCUUCCUGUGUUUUCUUUGGUUUGUGGUGCCGGAAUCGCCGCGCUGGCUGCUGGUCAAGGGUCGAAUCGAUGAAGUGCGUCGAAUUAUUGAGGCGGCCGCCAAGUUCAAUGGACGCCAGCUGCCCGCCGAUUAUCAACUGACGCCGCCGACGCAGGAGAGCAGUACGCAGGACGUUACCUACCUGUUCCGCUCCAGUUACCUGCGCCGCAUCUCCAUCUGCUUCUUCUGCAUCUGGUUCACCAUGAAUCUGGUCUACUACGGCAUUAUUCUUAACAUGAGCUCCUUUGGCGGCAAUGUCUACUUGAAUUCGGCGCUAGCUGGCCUAGUCGAAAUACCCGCCAUCGCCGUGGCCAUGUACAUCAUCACCAAAGUGGGCAAGAAGUGGCUCUUUUGCGCCACUUUGAUCUGUGCCGGCGUCGCCUGCUGCUGUGCGGCGAUCACCGAGGGGCAUGCGGAUCUGCUCUGGCUGAAGAUCACAUUCCUGAUGAUGGGCAAGUUCACCAUCAGUGCUGGCAAUACCAUAAUGCCGGUGUACACGGCGGAACUGUAUCCCACGCCGAUACGCAAUGUGGGCGUGGGUGCCUGCAAUGUGGCCGCCGGCUUGGCCUUGAUCCUCACACCUUACCUGUCGCUACUGAACAAGAUCGAGGGCCACCUCUUGAUGACCCUGCUCACCGCCUGGAGCAUCUUUGGCGGCUUUGUGGUGCUCUUCCUGCCCGAAACCGCUGUGCGUCAGAAGACAGACAACCAGGGUGGCUCAAGUGCCAAUGCCAGUGCCGCCAAGCAGGUGUAAUGACCGCCAUUGCCAAUCCUAACCUGCUCAGCCCCCGAGGAACAAAGUAUUUUGGCUGGUCCAAAGUAUGCCGAUUAGAAGUCAGCGUAGCCAACGCAGUUGCUGUCUCUCUGCCCCCCACUUAACCCCCAAACCUGCCACGCCACCCGACAUAUCCACCGCCUGAAGCCACCUGAAAUGUAUGGUAACGAUUCGAUGAAUGUCCAAAAAUAAUGCCAAUUCGCUAGAGAACGUCACAUGUCAGGCAGGACCUUGUUUGCGUAGCACGUAGUGAGUAUGUAUCUUAACAAUUAACUAACAACAAUGGCUUGUAGCUUAUGUCAGAAUCUAAGUACUGAAAACACAAAGAACACCCAGAAUGUUACCAAAAACACUCGAAGUAGCUUAAGUUCUUCGGUUCCCAUCGAAGGUUAUAAAUUUGACCCAAGUUUAGGGAGGUUUUGCAAUGGGAGUUUACAAAUUUAUUUUAAUACAGCUUUAUUAUAUUAUUUCAUAAUUUUAUUUAAAUGGUUUUAAAAAUAAGAAAGUAUUUUUUUUACGAAAUUGCGCCACAAGCUCCCUAGGAAAAAUAAUAAAUGGAACAUUUUUUAAAUUACCCAGUAAACACAGAGCGCUUUAAUUACGGAAUUACCAAUUCAAUUACAAACGAAUUAAGGUUCCCACAGAGAAAAAUUUAGAAAACCAAUUUAUAAUGUUGUCAAUAUGUCUUGUCAAUAUCUCAACGUAUGCAUAAUCUCGUCGUCGUCGUCGUCUUCUUGUUGUCUAUUAAUAAAUGUUUUCCAAAUACGAGAUGAAUAAGCAGAGCAGCUCAAUCUUUCAGAGAAAAGAGAAAUGAGAAUGGCAGAUUUAAGCGAUCAUUUGUAAUCUCUAGCAAUCGUAGUCAAUUAAUCCUUAGUCUACCCUUAAACGUAUCUACAACAGAUCAGUCUCUAAGUAUCGGUCAAUUAUGGAUUUGUAUAUAUUGUCUGUUUGUGUGCGGAGACACAGGACAUACAAGGAGUUUUACUGUUUGGAGCCAUCAAAGAAUAUAUGUAUAUGAAAUGAACAAAUAAAUUUCCAAUAUAAUGCAUUUAACAAUGUAUACAAUUAUGUGUAUAUGGAUAUGUGUGCGUUUGUGUAUGUAUAUGUAGAGAAAAACAAAAACAAUCAAAUUAGAGAAAGCCAACCUGUUGAAUUACUUGUUGUACUUACCUACCAAGUUGUUAUGUGCUCAUUUGUAUUUUGUAUUAUUUUCUGCAAUAUUAUGUCGCUUAUUUUACAUUUAUUUUUGUUGCCUAUUGUACUUACCCGCUAAGAUCAAUCAGCUUUGUUAUGUAUUUGUCAUUAGUAAGAGAUUUCUUUAAGCUUCAAACAAACGGAAUACCCGAAUCUAAAACAACAUUAAAUUAAUUGUUAAGUUAAAGUGUUGAGCGAAACACUGACAUAAAUUUAUGAAAAUUGUUGUAAAUCAAAAUUACCAAAGCAAACGCAAUUAUAGUGUCAAAAUAAAACAUAAAUAAA